Euleptes europaea (tarantolino) is the source of this 492-nucleotide messenger RNA. It is a transcript of the gene ATP5IF1, whose product is annotated as ATP synthase inhibitory factor subunit 1. Lineage: Eukaryota; Metazoa; Chordata; Lepidosauria; Squamata; Sphaerodactylidae. The record is from RefSeq and is a predicted model, not a curated record. Bases 17 to 367 code for a protein of 116 amino acids. Gene Ontology annotation, biological process: negative regulation of ATP-dependent activity. Gene Ontology annotation, molecular function: ATPase inhibitor activity. The transcript is spliced from 3 exons. Gene Ontology annotation, cellular component: mitochondrion.
CAAGGGCAGAGGUGCGAUGGCUGCGGUGGGGCUCGCUCUGCGGAGCGGCUUGCGCGGGGCCCUGGCUUUGCCGCACCAGCAGCGGGCCUGGAACUCGGGUUCCGGCGCCGACCAGUUGGGCGAGCUGGGCAAAGGCGCAGGCAAAGGCGGCGGAGGCGGUGGGACGAUCCGCGAGGCUGGCGGCGCCUUCGGGAAACGGGAGGCGGCCAUGGAAGAGCGCUAUUUCAAGGAGAAGGAGAAAGAACAGCUGGCUAAUCUGAAAAAACACCAUGAAGAGGAAAUCAGUCACCAUAAGAAAGAAAUAGAGCGUCUGCAGAAGGAAAUUGAACGUCACAAGCACAAGAUCAAGAAGCUAGAUGAUGAUUAAGUGGCUGGAGAGUCCUUGUUGACGUGUUGUGCAUCUGGCAUCCCUUUGAAAAUUGUGAUGCCAGCCAAUGUUCAAGCAUUUGCUGUUAUCAGUGUGAAAAUUGUGAAAUAAAAUAAUUCACUCUC